GAUAACAACAGUUAUCGGUUUUUUUGCAUCGCUAUUAAAUUGAAGGUACUUAUUUUUGAUCCGUGCAAACAUGAAUUUAUGCAAAAUAAACGGAGUAACAAGACUUCCAGUCCUGCGGUCAUGCAUGCAAUUCUCCAGCGCGGCUAAUACGGAAGUGCAGCCAUACGAGGAAGACGAGGGACAAGAGAACACGUCUUACUCGCAGCCGGUGGACAAAUCCGGCCUGCAGCCACAACACAAAAAUGUGCUCCUUGGCAAGUCUCCCUACCAGGAGGCGCACUCCUGGAUACAUUUGACCGAGAAGUAUCAAAGACAGGCUUUUGGGCGGUACGGCGCCAAGAGCAACGUUAACCCAAAGAUCUGUUUUAACUCCCGUGGAGAGACAGCCCAAACUGAAGUUAUGCAACUGGAAACCCUGCUGAAAAUGCUGGAAAAAAGCCGCUCGCAAAAGGCCGAAGAGCUGGAAAAGAUCAAUGCCCGCGAAGACGACAUAGCAAAGAAGAUGGAGAAGUUGAAGCAGUGGAAGGCGGAUUUGCACGCGAAAAUCGCUAAGCGAGAGGCUGAUGCAGCUGCGGCGAUUAAACGCAAAGAACGUUUGGUGGAGGAGGUUCGCAGGCACUUUGGAUUCAAAGUGGACACCCGUGACGAACGAUUUAAGGAGAUGCUCGAACAGAAGGAGAAGGAGGACAAGCGGAAACAGAAGGAAGCCAAACGCAAGGCAAAAGAGGAAAAGAUGAUGGCCAAACUGGUGGAGAAGACAUCAUCAUCCUAAUGUUACUAUAGUUCUUAAGCCUGGGAGCUCUUGUUCGUUGCCAUUUAAAAAGAAAAAGCAAUCCGACUAAUAAAUUUACUUGGAACGUA
Messenger RNA from Drosophila kikkawai, 861 nucleotides. It is a transcript of the gene CRIF, whose product is annotated as growth arrest and DNA damage-inducible proteins-interacting protein CRIF. Gene Ontology annotation, cellular component: mitochondrion; nucleus. The record is from RefSeq and is a predicted model, not a curated record. NCBI's taxonomy places the organism in Eukaryota, Metazoa, Arthropoda, Insecta, Diptera, Drosophilidae.